AUGCCCUCUGGUGCGCUCUAUGAACGACUCAGUUUCUAUGAAAAUCCCGAGGGCUGGGGACCACCACUGGACUUGGGGCCCGAUCGCUAUCGCCACGUGCCGUACGCCCCGUUCACUCGGCUGGAGCGACUCGGACGGGUAGCGGACUUUGCGGGAGCAGCAGCAGCGUCCCAGAUCGGCAAUGAUGCCCAAAGCGUAUGGGCUGCAGAAGAGGAUACAAGAGAGGAUGAGCUAGGAAGACGGGGUCGACGUCACCAGAAGGCAACGCCUCGCGAGCGCGGUCGAGCGUCGACGGGGCUAACGAACGGCCUCGGCGACGAAGAGUCCGCACUGGCUACAACCCGGUUCACGGGCGCUGGAAGCCGAUCUGCAGGGAACGAGGGCUUCACGCUUGUCGAAGGAUCCGGUCGAGAGCGUGCAGCUCAAGCGGGUUAUGGCGCCUACCGAGAGCAGCAGCGUUCUGGCUAUGGAGGUGGUGCUGGGGCUGCUCGGGGCGGUGCCCCGGCGAGACGUACAACAGCAGCAGCGCUUGCACGCGGUGGAGCGGUGGCAUCAACGGCUGCCGGCUCGAGUGUGUCGGGUGCUUUUGGCGCGGGCAAGCAAACCAGUGCAACGACGCCGCUCCUCGGAGCAGCCGGCGCACCGACGACCCAGCUCGCACGUACCGGAAACGCCCAGGCAAGCAACCGCGACGAAAGCUUGCUGAGUCCAUUUGUGGACGCAGUACCGCUGCUGACACUAGAGGGCACCUCUCAGUGGACGCUGCUGGUUGAAAUACCCUUUGCGAAGCUGAUCAAGAUGGAACUCGGACAAGAUAUCCCGGAAGCGGAAAUGCUCUGUGAACGCGGAGCAGUUAGCUACUACGACAAGAGCUGUGAUCGUAUUUCGUGCAAGCAACCUCGGCCGCUGGCAUCCUUCGAGCAGCGCAAGCGACUCUAUCCAACUGUCAAUGAAGAUCCACGUAUGCAGUCCUAUCGGAGCGAUUUAGAGCACAGCGAUCAUGGAGCAGCUGACGCGCCCACGGAGAAACGACGCGUGCUCACCACAGGGCCGCUGCUGGCACUGCUGAUGGCGGCUCCGAAAUCGAGCUAUCCAUGGGAUGUGGUCGUCGAACGGCACGGUAACGUGCUGGUUAUCGACAGGCGUCCAGAUAGCCAGGUAGAGACGCUUACCAUGUUCGAGACCAUUACGGAUAACAGUCAGCGCUCUGGACUGGCCUUUGCUGGGGCCAACAUGCUGUUUGCACUUCAGCAGGCGCAAAGCAACGCUCUGGAAGCGGCACGUAUCAAUCACAACUUUUCUCAGAGCGUGCUCCGCGCUGACCUUGAGCCGUAUCGGUUUGCUGGCGAGAGCCCUUUCACCGACAGUGCGACGGAUGCGGUUCUCGUGGGUUACCGCUAUCGCCGAUGGGAGCUGUCGGAUGAGCUGGAACUGAUUGCGCGCUGUGAAGUUGAUGCAGCACUGGAAACUACUGGACCAGCGUUUGCGGGAGAAUCCACUGCUCCGGCCUUGAUCCUUUUGCGCGCGCUCAACGAAAUACCGGACACGAAUGUACGCGCUGGCGGCAGCUCUGGAAGUGCUGUAGGCGCUGCUGGUGCCACUGCCGGGGGAGGUGUGGGCGACUGGCGUACACGUCUCGACGCCCAGCGUGGCAGUGUUUUGGCGACGGAGCUGCGCAAUCACACCGCCAAACUCGUUCGCUGGACAGUGUUAGCGCUGAUAGCUGGCGCGGAUCAGCUGAAACUGGGCUUUGUGUCGCGGGUCAACCCUCGUGAUACACGCAAUCACGUGAUCCUGGGUAUGCAGGCAUACAAGCCGAACGAAUUUGCGAAGCAGAUUGGCGUGAAUACGCGGAAUAUGUGGGGAAUCAUGAACCAUUUAGUCCAAGUAUGUUUCAGUUUACUCGCGGAUGGGGAGCGGGCGAUCUUGACAAAAGAAGCGCAUCGACAGUCGUUGCGGUUGUAUCGCAUGCCGUCCGUGCUGGAAGGCAGUGAAUCCAACCAGAACAAGUCAUAA
Molecule: messenger RNA, 2016 nt
Organism: Cyanidioschyzon merolae strain 10D
Lineage: Eukaryota; Rhodophyta; Bangiophyceae; Cyanidiales; Cyanidiaceae
Product: eukaryotic translation initiation factor eIF-3 subunit D
Exons: 1
Coding region: 1-2016 (671 amino acids)
Biological process (GO): translational initiation
Cellular component (GO): eukaryotic translation initiation factor 3 complex; cytoplasm
Molecular function (GO): translation initiation factor activity
Source: RefSeq, a predicted model, not a curated record